Messenger RNA from Ceratosolen solmsi marchali, 1427 nucleotides. Its product is annotated as ileal sodium/bile acid cotransporter-like. The transcript is spliced from 6 exons. Gene Ontology annotation, cellular component: membrane. The record is from RefSeq and is a predicted model, not a curated record. Bases 19 to 1374 code for a protein of 451 amino acids. Lineage: Eukaryota; Metazoa; Arthropoda; Insecta; Hymenoptera; Agaonidae.
UAUAAUUAAUUGUAUAAAAUGUUUUUAAUAUUGCAGAUAAUGAAUCUCCUACUGGGCCUCCUAUUGGUAAGCACAGUUUUUGGAGAACCAAAAGUGAUUUUUCAUGCAACAGAAACAAAUAUUCAUAUGGAUGAAGUUACGCAUAUUCCAUUUAGUAUUGAAAAUAUAAGCAGCAAUGUUGUUAAAGUAAAUUUAACAGCUAUUAGUUCAGAUUUAAAUGUAGUUCAAGUUGAAAGGCCAAUCUUUGAUCCUCUUUUAAUUCAUGAUGGUUAUUAUAAUGGUAGCAUUAAUGCCACAGGAAUUUUCCUUGGCAAGGCAGAAUUGUCAAUGUCAGUUUUAAUAGAUGAACAGCCAGUGAAAUCAGACGUUAUGAAUAUUAUUGUAAUUAGAAAAGUACGAGUAAUGGAUACUAUUUUUACUGCUAGCGUAGCUAUACUUGUUUCUAUAUUGUAUAUAAAUUUUGGAUGUGCUAUGGAUUGGACUGUAUGUGCAAAGACAAUCAAAAGACCAAUAGGACCAAUAAUUGGAUGCUUGUGCCAAUUUAUACUUAUGCCAGUGAUAAGUUAUGUACUUGCUGUUACAUUAUUUCCUGAAUCUCCUGAAAUGCAAUUGGGAAUUUUUUUUACUGGUAUUAGUCCUAGCGGAGGUGCUUCUAAUAUUUGGACAAUCCUUCUCGGUGGUAAUUUAUGUUUAUCUGUGACAAUGACUACAUUAUGCACAAUUGCUGCAUUUGGAUUAAUGCCCAUGUGGAUUUUUACAUUAGGUAAACACAUAUUUGACCGAGGUAAUUUAGCUAUGCCCUAUGACAAGAUAGCAACUUUUGCUAUGGGACUUAUAAUACCUUUAGCACUUGGAUACAUUAUUCAGAAAAAGUUACCAAAACUUUCAAGAAUUUUGGUGCGUAUGAUGAAGCCGUUUUCUGUAAUUCUCAUCGUUUUUAUUAUUAUAUUUGCUAUCAUCACCAAUUUGUAUUUAUUUAAGCUCUUCUCAUGGAAGAUUAUUUUAUGCGGAAUGGGAUUACCAUGGUGUGGGUUUAUAUUUGGUAUGUUAGCCGCAUUUAUAUUUUGUCAGCCAGACCAAGACAUACGAGCUAUUGCUAUUGAAACUGGUAUUCAAAAUACCGGUGUUUCAAUAUUUUUGCUCAGAUUUAGUUUAAAACAACCUACUGCUGAUUUAACUACUGUUAUUCCGGUAGCUUGUGCAAUAAUGACACCAUUACCGUUAAUAUUUCUGUAUAUAAUUAAACUUAUGUUGGAUCAAAAAAAGCAAAAAUUGGCAACUUCAAAAGAAGAACUUCAAAAUCCACUUCACACUGUGCCAUCGAUUUCAACCACAGUUUCUGCUUUAAAACGGAAUCAAACGAUUCAAUUAUGAAUUUAAAAAAUAUUAUUCCAAUUAUAGUCAAUGUUUCUAUUGUUGUUUUUUAU